Molecule: messenger RNA, 1299 nt
Organism: Mycosarcoma maydis (corn smut)
Lineage: Eukaryota; Fungi; Basidiomycota; Ustilaginomycetes; Ustilaginales
Exons: 1
Coding region: 1-1299 (432 amino acids)
Biological process (GO): purine nucleotide biosynthetic process; ribonucleoside monophosphate biosynthetic process; 5-phosphoribose 1-diphosphate biosynthetic process
Cellular component (GO): ribose phosphate diphosphokinase complex; cytoplasm
Molecular function (GO): ribose phosphate diphosphokinase activity; magnesium ion binding
Source: RefSeq, a predicted model, not a curated record
AUGGCAUCUACCGCAGGAGGCAUCAAGGUGUUUUCGGGCACCUCGCACCCGGAACUCGCCGAGCUCAUCGCCAAACGUCUCGGUCAGCCGUUGGGCAAGGCUACGGUCACACGCAACGAAUCGGGCGAAUCGAUCGUGCGCAUCGCCGAGUCGGUUCGAGAGCACGAUGUCUACAUCAUCAACACGUCGUGCGUGUCUCCCACGCCUACUGGCGCAGCCGCUUCUCCCAACACGUCACUCAUGGAACUGCUCAUCAUGAUCCAUGCUUGCAAGACGGCUUCGGCCAAACGCAUCACCGCGGUGAUCCCGCACUUUUUCUACGCUCGUCAGGACAAGAAGGACAAGUCGCGUGCUCCUAUCACGGCCAAGUUGAUUGCCAACAUGCUCGAGAAUGCGGGGUGUGACCAUGUGAUCACCAUGGAUCUGCAUGCUAGCCAGAUCCAGGGCUUCUUUGAUGUGCCCGUCGACAAUCUGUACGCGGAACCCGCAGCACUGCAGUACAUUCGAGAGAUGGUCGACGUCAACAAGGCGGUGAUUGUCUCGCCGGACGCGGGUGGUGCAAAACGCGCCACUUCGCUCGCGGAUCGGCUCGAGCUCGACUUUGCUCUGUUCCACAAGGAACGCAAGCGCGCCAACGAAGUGUCGCGCAUGGUGCUCGUCGGCAACGUCGAGGGAAAGGUGGCCAUCCUGGUCGACGAUAUGGCGGAUACCUGUGGAACGCUCGAGCUGGCCGCGUCGCAGUUGAUCGAAUACGGCGCAGAACGAGUGUUGGCUAUUGUCACGCACGGGAUCCUAUCUGGACCGGCGCUGGAUCGCAUCUCGAACUCGCGGCUGGAAAAGCUGAUUGUCACCAACACGUUGCCGCAGUCGCACAACCGAUCGCGCUGCACCAAGAUCGAGGAGAUCGACAUCUCGCACGUGCUCGCAGAGACGAUCCGACGGAGUCACUACGGCGAGUCGGUCUCGGUGCUGUUCAACCAGAUCCCGUACGACACCGCACAGCCGUACCGGCACGAGCACGACGACGAGAUCACCGCUGCUGCUGCUGUUGCUCGCACAGAUGCCACAGUGGCAGCCAGCACACGCACCAGUCGCCCACAAAGCCGCGCCAUCAGCCCCUCGCACUCGAAACUCUUCCCCCCCAGCCCGUACACACUACCAGACCCGCCCGUCGCAGCAAACUACUUUGCACACCACCCCACCACGCCCUCUCCUACAUCUACCGCACAUCCCGCGCUCGACACGCCAAAGGCUUCCGAUCCCAAAUACGCCCCCUCUCCCCUCAGCAGAAACGUAUGA